AUGCCUAAAGAUUAUUCAUGUGAUUCCAUCUAUCAGUCCAUAUCUGACUCUAAACCUAGAAUAAAUAAAGUACCCUCUUUAGGUGUACAGGAUGAUGAAGUCAUUGUGGUGGCUUAUUAUAAAUUAAAUCCUGGCAGCAAUCUUUUUACCACUUUAAAAGGUGAAGUCAGUAUGGUGAACGUAUUGGCCACUACAAAUGGACUUCUUCAUAAUGCGGAUAACGAUCAUGUAUGUGUUAAUGAGUAUAGUAUUCUUGGUUAG
Messenger RNA from Schistosoma spindalis, 261 nucleotides. The record is from the annotation of a GenBank genome assembly. Lineage: Eukaryota; Metazoa; Platyhelminthes; Trematoda; Strigeidida; Schistosomatidae.